AUGUACACAAGAGACGGGGCCAAGGACCUGACCAUGCUGGCGGUACGUGGCACGCUUGAACACUGGGCUGUGCGCAGGAGCCAAACUUCUGCCUCUCAACAGCUUGAGACUUGUUCCGCUAGCUGCGGCGGCCUCGUUGUGCUGGAGUUGGCUGCAGACGCAAGGUUACAUAAGCACACGCAUGGAAAACGGCGACUGCUGAUUAUCGAAGAUAACAUAUUUACGCGAUGUAGAACCAGAUUCUCUCCAGAAAGUUCUUUGGCUGUGGCGGCACAGCUUGAAGUUUCUGAACCACAGCAUGUGUCCCACAUAGAGCACAACCACAAUAGGCAGCGUGAUGUAUGCGGCGAAAAAGUCGGCGGCAUUAAAGUCGAAAAACACACCGUAACCGUUGGUGAUGGUGAUGACAAUAAAGAAGCCCGCGCAGAGGUAGGCCCCAGCUUUCUGCAAUGGCGGUCUGAACACGAUCUUGUCGUCGAGGCCGUGGUACGCAAUGGCCUUUCUGAAGUGGAGGUAGGUGAGCGACACGAAAAUCCACGAGAUGAAGCCGGAAAUCGUGCAGAUGUUGGUGAGCCAGGUGAACACUUUGGCGGACGAGUUGGAGCAGUUGAGGAACGCGAGCAGGGCGAUGGCUCCUGUGAGAGCGACCGAGUAGAUUGGCACGCCGUUUCUGGUGCAGCGGGCGAAGAUAGCCGGCACCUCUCCGUUGCAGGCCAGCGAGUGCAAGCUUCUGGUAGCGGCGAAAAACUGCGAGUUACCGCACGAGUACGCCGACGUGAGGAUGGCGGCGUUGACGAUGUGGUUGAGCACCUUGAUUCCGGCGUUCUGGAUGCCGAUCACGUACGGCGAGCCGGCGGCACUGCUGGCUCCCGAGUUGACGGCGUCCAUGAGCCGUGGGUCGUUCGAGCCAACGAUAACGCCGACCACAAUCACGCCGACGACGUAGAAGAAGGCGAGUCUGUAGAUGAACCUCUUGCAGGCCUUUGGCAGGUUCGACCUUGGGGCCUCGGCCUCGGCGGCACACGCGGUGAUCAGCUCCGGGCUGAGAACGAAAGCAAACGCGCUCUUGACGAUUCCUGUCCAGCACGCGAGGAACUUGCCGGUGUUGCCGGGAGCAAGGUGCUCAACAAAGGCGCCUGGGUGUUUCCAGUAGUGGAAACCGAGCACGCCGUGCGAGGCAGGCGCUCCGCCGAAGAAAAUGACGAUUCCCACGAUAAUCAGGCCGAUGAUGGUGAUGAUCUUGAUGGACGAGAUCCAGAACUCGACCUCGCCGAAGAACUUCACCGCACAGAAGUUGAGCACCACGCACGAGACCCAGAAGAUCGAGAUGAAGAUGGCCACGUUGGCGUCGGUCCAGUACUGGAUCACAAAAGCAGCGGCGGUCAUUUCUGA
This is a messenger RNA of Ogataea haglerorum, 1392 nucleotides long. RefSeq lists its product as uncharacterized. The transcript has 2 exons. NCBI's taxonomy places the organism in Eukaryota, Fungi, Ascomycota, Pichiomycetes, Pichiales, Pichiaceae. The coding region runs from base 1 to 1392 and encodes 463 amino acids. The record is from RefSeq and is a predicted model, not a curated record.